CUAAACACGGAAGUGUGUGUACUUCAGAGCAUACAUCCAUGCUUCAGAGUCGCUCCUGUUACCGGGCAGAUUAGUUGUUUCUCCUCGGGUUGUGUCGCUGUCUCAGAGAAGAACAUCAUGGACAAAGUUUUGUUUCUCACUUUAAGCCUGGUUUUAGUUUUAACUCAGGUAAACUACAGCUCCUCCAGUCCGAGGAGAAUCAGCAAGGCUCAGGUUAUGGGUUUCGACUGGAAGAACUGCGGGCAGCCCGAUGCUCCAGCGGUUCUGAAGACGCUGAAGGUGUCUCCGGACCCGAUCUCCAUCCCCGGAGAAAUGACCGCUUCGGCCUCUGGAUCCACAUCUGUGGAGCUCGCUGCCCCGCUUUCUGUGAACGUGACUCUGGAGAAGGAGGUGGCAGGUUUCUGGGUGAAGGUUCCCUGUCUGGAGCAGAUGGGCAGCUGUCACUAUAAAGACGCCUGUGACAUCCUGAGCCAGCUGAUCCCCCCCGGACAGGACUGCCCCGAGCCGCUGCGCACCUACGGGCUGCCCUGCCACUGCCCCUUCAAAGCUGGCUCGUACUCUCUCCCUCAGUCGGACUUCACCCUCCCCACCAUGGACCUCCCUUAUUGGCUGAGCAACGGAAACUACCGGGUGCAGGGGGUUCUGGGAGCAGAAGGCAAGGAGCUGGGCUGCCUCAAACUGGCUCUGUCCCUCCACUCCGACUGAACCCAAAACUCACUUCUCAAAUCUGACUUUUUUUCUCCGAGUUAUGAUAAAAAGUCGGAAUUCUUAAAAAAGGCGGGAAGAAUCUCAGCUAACUGAAGAUAUGAACCAUUUUUACCAAAACAAAACACAAGUCUCAUAAGAAGCGUCUAAAUGACUCCUGAGCGAAAAGAUU
Messenger RNA from Trematomus bernacchii (emerald rockcod), 877 nucleotides. RefSeq names its product GM2 ganglioside activator (gene gm2a). The record is from RefSeq and is a predicted model, not a curated record. The transcript is spliced from 4 exons. Gene Ontology annotation, cellular component: cytoplasmic side of plasma membrane. Gene Ontology annotation, biological process: ganglioside catabolic process; lipid transport. NCBI's taxonomy places the organism in Eukaryota, Metazoa, Chordata, Actinopteri, Perciformes, Nototheniidae. The coding region runs from base 118 to 705 and encodes 195 amino acids. Gene Ontology annotation, molecular function: enzyme activator activity; lipid carrier activity.